UUGUCUCGCGAGUAUUCUUUUUUUUUUCUUCUUUUUUAACUCGCGAUGAUGAAGAGCGCGAAUAAAAUCAUUGCUUUGCUCUGUUUGCUAUAUAUGGAAGAACUGAGGCUGAGCAGAGCACGUUUCUUAUGGGAGAGCCCUUUGCCCCCUCCACUAUCACGGUACCCAGUAGACAGUACAGGCGACGAGUUCUCUCUCUCUAAUUCUGAAAGUGAUUUCUAAUUAGGAAUCUGCUAUCGGAAGAGUAUUCCAUAUAUCAUCAGAUUUGUAAUGUCUCGAAUUCCAGAUGAAGAACUAGAAUUUAAGUAUUAUAAACAACUAAAGGAUGGUUCUUAUAAGGUUAAGGCUUCUGAUUCAACAUAUAGAUGCCCAUUUUGUCUUGAAAGAAGGAAAAUAUACUACAAACCGCGGGAGCUAAGAUGUCAUGCAUAUGAUGUUAGUAGAGGCUCACAUAGAAGGGAUUUUAAACAGAAAGCUAAGCACUUGGCUCUAGAGCGGUAUGUGAAAAGGUAUCAUGAGGAUCGAGUAGAACCAACUCCCAAGUUAAAUUCUCGUAGCAGUAAGCUGGAAUAUCGUAUACACGAUCGAUCAGAGCCAAGUAGCAAGUUAGAAUGUCGUACACAUGACCGAUCAGAGCCAAGUAGCAAGUUAGAAUGUCGUACACAUGACCGAUCAGAGCCAAGUAGCAAAUUAGAAUGUCGUCAACAUCACCGACCAAAACUCAUUCCGAACUUGGAAUGGCGUAAGCAUGAUGACGGUGAACUACUUGUUUGGCCUCCUACGGGAAUUUUGGCAAACAUUCAAACUGAGUUGAAAAAUGGGAAAUAUGUUGGGGAAAGUGGUUCCAAGCUUAGAGAUGAGUUAAUUGGAAAAGGGUUUAACCCAGUGAAGGUUAUUCCUUUGUGGAAUUUUUCUGGUCACUCAGGAUUUGCAAUAGUUGAAUUUAGCAACCAAUGGACUGGUUUUGAGAAUGCAAUUGCAUUUGAGAAGAGCUUUGAAGCUGAUAAUUGUGGGAAAAUGGCUUUCAGGCUUGAAAAGAAUCGAGGGGACAGAAUGUUUGGAUGGGUUGCUCGAGAAGAUGACUACAAAUCAUCAACCAUUUUUGGAGGUCAUCUUCGUAAGAAUGGGGAUUUGAAAAGUGUUUCUGGAAAGGAAGCUGAAGAGAAAAGGAAAGAUACAAAGCUUUUAAAUAAACUGGCGGAGACCCUAGAAAACAAGACUUUGACGCUCGAAGAGUGGAAAACCAAGUAUAAAGAGGCCAGUGUAAGGUAUAAGAAGAUGGAGGAGCAAAAGGAAAAUAUGGUUGAAGGCUUCAACGAAAAGUUAAGAAUAAUGCAACAAGAGAACCAUGAAUACUAUGAAGGGCUUUUAUCGAGGCAUAAAAGAGCUAGUCAAAAAUUGAAAAUACAGAUGGAGGAGCUUGAGUCCCGGGAGAAGCAACUGCAACAACGAGAGUUCCAGGAUGAUAGUGAGAGAAGGAAAAUCCUUGAUGAAAAGAAAAUGAUUAAGAAGGCUACUUUGGAGCAAAAUAAGGCUGAAGAAAAGAUGUUCUGUUUGGCAAAAGAACAACAGAAAGAAAAGGAGAAACUUCGGAAAAAAAUCAUUGCACUGGAAAAACAACUUGAUUCGAAACAAGCUUUAGAGUUGACUAUAGAGCGUAUGAGAGGAGCUUUAGAAGUAAUGAAACAUAUGGGUGGAGAGGAAGAUAUGGAGGUCGAAAAGAACAUGAAAGAGAUUCAAGAACAACUAAACGAAAAGGAAGAAGAAUAUGAAGGUCUAGAGGCCCUUAACCAAGCACUUGUUAUCAAGGAACGUAGAAGUAAUGAUGAGUUACAGGAGGCUCGUAAGGAGAUGAUAAAGGGACUGAGAGAUUCUUCAAGCCGUGCUUUCAUUGGUGUUAAGAGAUUAGGAGAGCUUGACAUCAAACCAAUCCUCACUGCAGUAAAAAGGAAAUCUUCUGAUGAAGAAGCGGAAGUGAGAGCAACAGAGAUAUGUUCACUCUGGGAUUCCCAUAUCAGGGAUCCUAGUUGGUAUCCUUUUAAGAUUUCGAACAAGGGAGGAAAACCUGAGGAAAUAAUUGACGAAGAGGAUGAAAAAUUGAACAGCUUAAAGGAUUGUGGUGAGGAAGCUUACGAUGCUGUGGUUAAGGCCUUGAAGGAAGUGAAUGAGUAUAAUCCAAGUGGUAGGUACCCAAUACAAGAACUUUGGAACUUUAAACAAGAGAGGAAGGCACCUUUAAAGGAGGGAGUAGAAUUUAUACUGAAGCAUUGGAAAUUGAACAAACGGAAAAAAACUUGAAGCCAGUGAUUUCAUUUGGGCACUAAAUUGACAAUUUAGUUAUAUGUUACUGGAUUGUACAAAUGGAUUUUCUUGCCCCUUUUAGAUGACGGAUUGGUUGGACUUUUUAGCCCAAGAACCGAGCUACUAUACUAGAUCGGGCUAAACCAUUGUUCAUUUGGGCUUUUUGCUUCUGUUUGGCAAUGAUUUUAGAUGGGUAGUUUUGUUGAACACCAAUGACCUACACUCCCUAGACUUUGAAGUUUUCAGAUCUCACGAGGCAUCUACAAGAUGUAUUUUUUUUUUAAUCUUUACAGAAGGUCAUAGGCAUCUCAAUUUUUGUCAUCCUUCUAUAGACAUACAUAUCACUUAAAUCCUAACCAAUUUGACAUU
Messenger RNA from Humulus lupulus (European hop), 2670 nucleotides. RefSeq names its product factor of DNA methylation 4-like. The record is from RefSeq and is a predicted model, not a curated record. NCBI's taxonomy places the organism in Eukaryota, Viridiplantae, Streptophyta, Magnoliopsida, Rosales, Cannabaceae. Gene Ontology annotation, biological process: gene silencing by siRNA-directed DNA methylation. The transcript has 8 exons. The coding region runs from base 271 to 2298 and encodes 675 amino acids.